GAGAUCCUCACAGGGAAACCCAGCUUGGCCGUCUGCAGCUCUGCACUCUCACACACACACACACACAGCCAGCCCCAGAAACCCGCCAUCUGUCCAGCCCCAAACAGCCAGCCGCCAUGAUUAUCCUAAUGGACAUGCAGAUGAUGCUGCUGGACGUGGUUUACUUCAUCUUGCGCGGGUGCCUACAGAUCGUCAUGAGGCCGCGCACCAAGGACAUCGAGGGGGAGCUGGUGCUCAUCACCGGGGCCGGCGGGGGCCUGGGCCGCCUCUUCGCCCUGGAGUUUGUCCGCCAAGGGACCGAGGUCGUGCUGUGGGACGUGAACGCCGAGAGCAACGAGGAGACGGCCAAGCUGGUGCGCGAGGCCGGCGGCACGGCCCACACGUACACGGUGGACGUGACCAACCGGGACACGGUGUACAAGAUGGCCGAUCUCGUCAGGAAGGACCUGGGCAGGGAUGUGACGUUUCUGAUUAACAAUGCCGGCGUGGUGGCAGGGUACCGGCUUUUGGACUGCCCAGAUGACCUGGUGGAGAGGACACUGAAGGUCAACUGCCAUGCCCACUUCUGGACGGUGAAAGCGUUCCUGCCCCAGAUGAAGGCUAAUAACCAUGGCCACAUUGUCACAGUGGCCAGCGUCCUGGGCCUGUUUGCCACGGCCGGUGUGGAGGAUUACUGUGCCAGUAAGUUUGCAGCUGUUGGCUUCCAUGAGUCUUUGGCCCACGAGCUCCUGACAGAGGAAGAGUAUGACGGCAUAAAGACCACACUGGUCUGUCCCUACCUGAUUGACAAUGACAUGUUUGACGGCUGCAAGAUCAGGGAUGAAGCAGAAAUGGUUCUGUCGGCUCAGGAUCCUGUUUAUGUAGUCCAGCAGGCGAUGAAUGCAAUUCUUAUUGACCAACCACUUGUUUGCAUUCCAAGACUGACAUACAUCCCGUAUAUAGCUAAGACGCUGCUUCCCUGGGAUGCAAAUGUGGCAACCUAUCGCUUUGUGGGGUCCGACAGGAGCAUGUAUCCCUUCAUUGAGAAAAAGAAGAACAAGACAGCCAAUGGAGCCAUCAACGCUGCAUAGACACCACAUAGAAGUUGUGAACAUGUCAUGUCUACCCACAGUUUUAUAAUUCUUUUUGGAACUCCUGCUGUUAUAAUCAUAGCGCUGACGUGAAGAGCAACACGAGAGUGCCUGAUUGGUUGUGAUGUAUUUAUUAUUGAGUCAUCCUUCAUGUCUGUUUAGAGCAUUGGAAUGCAGUCAAACACACCUUCCCAAUUGGAACUCUCUAGAAUAUAAUUUUGUACAUAAAAGCCCUGAAACCAGUUGACCAUUAAUGCCCAUUGAACCACUGAACUUCAAUAUGCCAAAUUGAUAAUGAACGAUGUAAGUUAAAUUGUUGGAUAUGAUCCAUCUCUGAGUCCUGCUAUGUAUUCAGGUUUAGGUAGAAACUUUAUGUUGAGACAAUCACCAACCACUGACUUGCCUCAUUGACGUGUUUAGCUACGAACCUGAAUAGCAUAGCAGCACAGAGGAGGAUGAGGUUAACGAGACUCACUAUGGCUUGCCAUUGAAACAAAAGUGUGUCUCGAUAUUUUGUAAUUGGUUAAUCCUCUCCCUUGGAAUUAAAAACUUUCUAAACUAACAUUUCUAUAAAAUAAACACAAC
Sardina pilchardus (European sardine) is the source of this 1655-nucleotide messenger RNA. RefSeq names its product retinol dehydrogenase 20 (gene rdh20). Bases 117 to 1070 code for a protein of 317 amino acids. NCBI's taxonomy places the organism in Eukaryota, Metazoa, Chordata, Actinopteri, Clupeiformes, Clupeidae. The record is from RefSeq and is a predicted model, not a curated record. Gene Ontology annotation, molecular function: oxidoreductase activity, acting on the CH-OH group of donors, NAD or NADP as acceptor. The transcript has 5 exons. Gene Ontology annotation, cellular component: lipid droplet.